AUGUCUAAUUCCUCUGACCAGUGUGCUCUUGAUACCGAUGGAAGGCUGAAACCCGCAGCGCAAAUUGACUUUUACUUUGACAAAGAUGACAAUGUACCAAUGGCUGGACCAACCGUGGCUACCAAAGGACAGAGUAUGUGUUCAUCUCUCUCUGUGCUGAACACCAGCAGACGUCUGAAGGAGCUCUUGGAUGCUGAAAAGCGAGACGAGCAUGGACAACUCACAGUCCCACCAAAGACAUGCCGCCGCACCAAGAGGAAGAAAGGGAAACGGAAGACACAAGCUAAACCCAAGGAAACAACUGAUGGCACAGCAUCAGAAUCCAGUGACAGUGCCUUUGCUACCAACGACGAGUCAGAGACUUGCACGGAUAUGUCGGACUCAGAACGUGAAGUCACAAACAAUGAGAUUGCCAAUAUCCUUGUCUUGAAGACUGUCCCCGAUAAUGUGCAGAGCAAGCAGAAGUGUGUUACAGUGGAAGAGAUUGAGGAUGACAAAAACACUGCUAGUAUCUCUGACAAGACCAAGAAGGCCCGCCGCUAUAUCAUUGAGGAUGAUUCCGAGGAUGACGAUGAAGAGGCUGGCUGUGGGCACCUGUGGAAUAUUCUAGGGGGAGCGAUUAUUCCUAAUGCGAUCCAACUAUACUUCAAUAUCUUGAAGAGUUUCUCUUAUUCUCAGCGCUCUUAG
Messenger RNA from Desarmillaria tabescens, 687 nucleotides. RefSeq lists its product as uncharacterized. The record is from RefSeq and is a predicted model, not a curated record. The coding region runs from base 1 to 687 and encodes 228 amino acids. The transcript has 5 exons. Lineage: Eukaryota; Fungi; Basidiomycota; Agaricomycetes; Agaricales; Physalacriaceae.